This is a messenger RNA of Haliotis rubra (blacklip abalone), 918 nucleotides long. RefSeq lists its product as uncharacterized. Lineage: Eukaryota; Metazoa; Mollusca; Gastropoda; Lepetellida; Haliotidae. Bases 246 to 899 code for a protein of 217 amino acids. The record is from RefSeq and is a predicted model, not a curated record. The transcript is spliced from 2 exons.
UGUCCGGGUGUAACUGUGUUGAGCCUGACCAGGAAGGCCCUCUGUAGGUUCCCAGUUGUAUCAUUCCAGCAAGAUUCUUACAGCUUUCCGCGUGGCGACGAAUUCCAUUUGAAUUAAAGGGACCAACUCUGACGACAUAUCAAGAUGAUCGCAAUCUCAUGCACCUAGCGAGGCGUCUGCGUGUUACUAACUGGUAGCUGAAGAAACAGUGUGAAAAUCGAGUGAUAAAAAGACCAUCCGCUGCAAUGGAAGUCUCGCGUAUAGGGGUAAUCCUGAUCGAUCUCCAAAAGGCCUUCACCCUGGGUCAGUGGAUGCAAGCAGUUGGGCCUGGUGACGUCACACGCAUCUCGCAAGUGUUCUCCCGAUCUGCGCAUAUCGUGAAGCAUCUCCCUGAUGAUGUACCACUUCUGUUGACCCGCUGUCUGUUCAGGCGGGAACAUGACUUCGAAUUUGACUCAGAGGUCGCCAACGGUCUCCAAAACAAAACCUACACAGAGAUUAUUAAGCCUAACACAAGAAUCCUGGAUUUCGAUCCAGACGGUGUUAAAGCGUGGAUUCAAAGAAUCAGAGAAGAAAAUAUUAUAACAGUUUUGAUUGGUGGGUGCACGACAACCAGUUGCGUGAGACAGAGUUCUAUUCAACUGCAGCAGAAUUUCAGUACGAAAGGUGACCCUCGGUUCGUAGUUGAUCUAAGUAUGUGUGGUGCUCGCGACAGCAACUAUCUGAAGCGAUGUGUUACGUGUAUGGAGAAGUACUUGAGCGGUUAUGACGAGCGUUGCAAGGUCUGUGAGGAGUCUGGCGGGACGUCUCCGGUAGAUAAAGCCGUGGAAGAUAUGACGCAAGCAGGAGUCACGGUUGUAGAACAAUUUGACUGGUCGAAAUAUCUGACGAAAGAAUAAAUCACUUUUGAAAACAGUU